Aspergillus bombycis is the source of this 1044-nucleotide messenger RNA. RefSeq names its product putative proline utilization protein PrnX. The record is from RefSeq and is a predicted model, not a curated record. The transcript has a single exon. The coding region runs from base 1 to 1044 and encodes 347 amino acids. NCBI's taxonomy places the organism in Eukaryota, Fungi, Ascomycota, Eurotiomycetes, Eurotiales, Aspergillaceae. Gene Ontology annotation, cellular component: cytoplasm.
AUGUAUCUUUUGCCAGAGCCAGCCGUUACUCGAUUUUUUAGAGAGCUGAGUCGGGAACAAUGUUAUACACUUCUUGAUGCUCUCUCUGAGUCCCUAGUGGAAGUGUCGUCUCAGGCGACAACUCCUGAGUCGGAGCGACUCAUCCACCAACCGCUCCGUUCAUCGAUUAUGACCAAAGACCAAAACAUGUCGCUUUUCAUGCCAGUUUCAAACACUGCGAACACAGGAAUCAAGAUCGUAACGCUUUCCCAGGCACAGGGCCUUACAGCAGUCAUCAACAUCUUCUCACCCGAGGGCAAAUUGCUAGGUUUGCUUAGCGCAACCGAAGUGACUGCCUUCCGCACUGCACUUGCGGUUAUGACACUGUUUGUGCGUUGCAGUUCUCUGAAGAAGGAGAACAUAGUGAUCUUUGGCUCUGGAAAACAGGCCGAGUGGCACGCACGGCUUGCACUUCUCCUAGUCCCGGAUCAAGUCCGCAGCAUUACGCUUAUCAACCGGGGUCGUAAAAGGCUGGACGAGAUGAAGGAUAUCAUUGCGGGGCUGCAAGCCGCUCACCCUGGUGUUACAUUUACAACCCUCGCAAAAGAGGAUACACCUGACUACCAGAAACAACUGCAGGCUGCAUUAGCAGCGUGCGACGUUAUCUUUAGUUGUACGCCUUCUACGGAGCCUAACUUCCCCCAUUCCUACCUCCAGCCAUUUAAGCAGCGAUUUAUCUCUCUCAUUGGCUCGUACAAGCCUCAUAUGAAAGAGAUUGAUACGGAAACUCUCUUUUCGGGCGGGAAUCAAAUCUACGUCGACUCGAAGGAGGCAUGCCUGGAAGAGUCGGGGGAGCUGAUCGAUGCGCACGUAAAAGAAGACCAGUUGAUUGAGAUUGGAGAAUUGUACGGGAAGCUCGGAAAAUCCGAGCCGAUCCCAGUCUCGGGCACGCAGAAUGUGGUGUUCAAAUGCGUGGGCAUGGGAAUUAUGGAUCUCACUAUCGGAAAGACGCUCCUGGACCUUGGAAAAGAACAGGGACUGGGGAUGGAGGUCGAUGGUUUCUAG